Rhinocladiella mackenziei CBS 650.93 is the source of this 948-nucleotide messenger RNA. RefSeq lists its product as uncharacterized. The transcript has 2 exons. Bases 1 to 948 code for a protein of 315 amino acids. Lineage: Eukaryota; Fungi; Ascomycota; Eurotiomycetes; Chaetothyriales; Herpotrichiellaceae. The record is from RefSeq and is a predicted model, not a curated record. Gene Ontology annotation, molecular function: NADP binding; oxidoreductase activity, acting on the CH-OH group of donors, NAD or NADP as acceptor; NAD binding.
AUGGCGGUCAAGACGAUUGGUUACAUUGGCCUCGGCAAGGCUGGAGCAUCAAUGGCAUCCAAUCUACCCCGUGCAGGUUUCCAUUUGGUCGUCAGAGAUACUGAUCCUGCCCGUGAGCGUAAAUUUGCCGAAGAGAAUCAAAACACCACGGUUGCACAAGGAGGAGUCGAUGGGUUCAAGGAUUGCGAUGUAGUCAUCACGAUGCUUCCGCAAGGUCGGGUGGUGAGGGAAGUUGUGUUGGGCGAAAAGGGGAUUGCGAAGGGACUGAAACCCGGUACUAUCAUUGUCGACACCUCGUCGUCUUCACCAUUUGACACCCAGACUCUGGGUAAGGAUCUCGAAGCUCUUGGAUUCUUUCUUGUCGAUUCUCCAGUCACGCAGGCGCAUCUUCACGAUACUGACACCGGUGACGCCACACUCAUGCUGGGUUCUAAUUCUCAAGAGGCCGUCGAUAAAGUUCUCCCCGUGUUGCAGGCCAUGGCGAAAUAUGUUUUCCACAUGGGCAAACUCGGGGCCGGCCACGCCAUGAAGACAUUGAACAAUUACAUCAGUGCCGCAUCGAUUGUGGCCUUGUCCGACGCUCUCGUCACUGGACAAAAGUUUGGCCUGGAUCCAAUUCAGAUGAUCGACGUGCUGAAUGUCGGUACGGGGCGAAACUUCUCCACCACCGAUAGUUAUGCCAGUGACGCGCUUCCCAGGAAGUAUGCCUCCGGGUUUCAACUGGCGUUGUUGAUUAAAGAUGUGGGCAUCUCCAAGGAUCUGUUCGAGAGACUCAAUUUCGACACUGACUUGCCGGACCUGAUCUUGAGGUACUUCCAGGACUCGAUGGCCCUGUUAGAGCCGACGGCGGACCACACUAAGCUCCUGAAGGGAUGGGAGAAAAGAGCUGGUCUUGAAUUGAAGACGGGGACCCCAGACGGCUCCACGGUGACCGCGUCGAAGCCAUGA